Phragmites australis (common reed) is the source of this 2752-nucleotide messenger RNA. RefSeq lists its product as uncharacterized. The coding region runs from base 88 to 2601 and encodes 837 amino acids. The record is from RefSeq and is a predicted model, not a curated record. The transcript is spliced from 15 exons. Gene Ontology annotation, biological process: ribosomal large subunit export from nucleus; ribosomal large subunit biogenesis. Gene Ontology annotation, cellular component: nucleolus. NCBI's taxonomy places the organism in Eukaryota, Viridiplantae, Streptophyta, Magnoliopsida, Poales, Poaceae.
UCGGCCUGGUUCGUUGACAUACGAAACUGCCUCUAGGGUUUUAGCCCUCGCACGUCGCCGGCGGCGGAGAUCAAGUUUCCCGCGCCGAUGCCACGCAAGCACGCGCCGGCGUUCACGCCGGAGGCGGCCUCCGCUUCCGCAUCCGGCGGGGCGGGCGAGCGGCAUAACCUCCCGGUGCUGCAGGCGAAGAUGAAGCGCGACCCAGAGGGCUACGAGGAGGAGCUCCGCCAGCUCCACCGCCACUUCGAGUCCUCGGUGUUCCUCUUCCGGCAGCAGGCGGCGCUGGCCACCACCUCCUCCUCGGGCGGCGGAGGGGAGGUGGCGAAGGAGCUCGGCGACCUCGCGCUGUUCCUCGCCCAUGUCGCGCCGUUCUACCCGGAUGACCUCGCCGAUUUGCCGGACCAGAUUGGGGGUUUGCUCGACACCAACGCGCGCGGUUUGCCUCCGGGGCUUCGGGCGCACCUUGUGCAGGCGCUAAUACUGCUGGUGAAUCGGAAGAUUGUUGAUCUUGAGGACACAGUAGAGUUAUUUGUGGAGCUUCAAGUUAUUGGAGACCGAGCUGUCAAAAAGCUAGCAUUUUCGCAUAUUGUACACAGUAUUAGGAGGAUGAAUCAAAAGAGCAAGAAUGAAUCCAGGAAUCGUAAACUGCAAAACAUCCUUUUCAAAUUCUUACAGGCAGAAGAAGAGUUGCGAGCUAAGAGGGCAUUUACUAUUCUGUGUGAUCUUCACCGUCGGAGGGUCUGGUUUGAUGAACGCACAACAAAUGCAAUAUGCAAUGCCUGUUUCCAUCCUUCUUCUAGGAUUAUGAUAGCUGCUAUUUCAUUCCUUCUUGGAUAUGAAAAUGCUGAACAAGAGGAUGACAGUGAUGCAUCAAGCAGCGAAGAUGAAGCAAAUCAAAACCCACAAGUUAUACUUAGUAAAGAGGAUGUUUACAAGGCAAACCACAAGGGCACUGCUGCUAGUAAGAAAAAGAAGAAAGCUAAAUUGCAACGUGUUAUCCGUAGCAUGAAAAGGCAACAGCGAAAAUCUACUGCAGAGACUGGUUCCAGUUACUAUUCACCCCUGACAUAUUUAAAGGAUCCCCAGGGUUUUGCUGAGAAGCUUUUCUCUCGGCUGCAGAAAUGCAAUGAGCGAUUCGAGGUAAGGAUGAUGAUGUUAAAAGUUAUUGCGAGGACUAUUGGGCUGCAUCACUUGGUUUUGCUGAAUUUCUACCCAUAUCUUCAAAGAUAUGUUCAACCUCAUCAAAGAGACGUGACAACUUUACUUGCUGCAGCAGUUCAAGCCUGCCAUGAUAUGGUACCUCCGGAUGCUGUUGAACCACUGUUCAAGCAGAUAGUAAAUCAAUUUGUGCAUGAUCGAUCUCGCCCAGAGGCUAUUGCUGUUGGCUUGAAUGUUGUGAGAGAGAUCUGCAUGAGAAUGCCUUUGAUGAUGAACGAGGAUCUGCUCCAAGACCUCGUUUUGUACAAAAAGUCCCAUGAGAAAGCUGUUUCCAUUGCUGCUCGUUCACUGGUCACUUUGUUCAGAGAGAUCUGCCCAUCAUUGCUAGUCAAGAAGGACCGUGGCCGUCCUGUUGAUCCAAAGGCUCAGCCAAAAGCAUUUGGAGAAGUCACUGUUGCUAGCGACGUGCCUGGUGCUGAGUUGUUAGAUGAAAAUAUUUCAUCGGAAGGGGAAGGCUCAGACGACGAGUCUGAUGAUUUUGAUUAUGAUAAUGAGGUAGACUUGCCAUCUGCACUUGGAACAGAAGAAAAUAUUGAUGGUUCAUCUGAUACAAAGAAACUUGAUGCCAAUGAAGAUACCAAAGAGGAAGAUGAAGUAUCCGGGGAAGAUGAUACAGAUGAGGGUCAAGAUAAAUCUGACCACAAUAGCGAUGAAAAUGAUGAGGAACUAGAAGAUGACUCUGAUAUGGAUGGUGAUACUGAUAUAUCUGAUGAGGAUAAAGAUGAUGAUGAUGAACUGAAUGAAAGCAUACUUGAUUCAGAGGAUGAAGGUUCAGAUCAGGAUGAAGACAGUGAUGAGGAAGAUAAGUCAAAAGGCAGCAGCUCUAAGGUGCAGAAGAGGAAGUUAAGUGAUUAUAUUGGACAACUAAAUGCUGCUGAUGCAAGCCUUAGAGCUCUGAAGAGAUUUGCAGGAGCCAAGAAGGUUGAAGUUUCAUUGGGUGAAGCUGGUAAAAUUUUAUCGGAUGAAGAUUUUAAGCGUAUCAAAGAGCUCAAGGCAAAGAAAGAGGCAAAGCUGGCUUUGGCUCAACAUGGUCUAAGCAAGGGUUGUGACACAAAAUCAGCAACCUUUAAGAUUCCAUCUUCUGACCAGCUUAGUUUGAAGCGGGUUGAUCCAGCUCAGCUUGAGGCUCACAUCAGAAGAAAGCUUUCGAAAGCAGAAAGAUUAGAGUUAGUGAAAGCUGGAAGAGAGGAUAGAGGAAAGUACAUUGCGGCGACGGCUGCGAAACAGAAAAAGACCGGUGGCCUGAGCAAUAAGCAGAAACAGCACAAGAAGAGGAUGCCUCUGGCUGCAACUAGAGCAAAGGCAGCACGUUCUCGGCAGGAGAAGAAGGAAAAGCGCAAACGCUCCGGGAAUCAGUUCAGGGGCCGGAAGGCGUGGAAAUGAGACUCAAUACUUGAUUAUCCGCAGUCCCUGUAGCCCAAUGGCAAUUUUUUUUAUUCUUGUAAUUGUUACUGUUGUCAGAUAAUGUUUCCAUAGAAUAUUUGUUUUGCACCGAGCCCAAGAUUUUAUGAAAGGUCGGGAUCUUUUGUUUUCA